UAUGAGAGAGAACUAAAAAGGAACCUGCAGUGAGGGGAGACUACCUAUUGAUCUACGAAGACAAGUCUUUUAAGCUUCUAAAAAAUGGAUGAAAAGUCAAAUCAAAGUCAAGAGGGGAGUGCUGCUACAUCUGGCAACAACUCUGCAGAAAUGAUCAAUAAAGAUCAUCUAUCAGACUUGGGAGAUGAAGAACUCAGCGAGAACCCAAGAACUGGACCAGAGCUUCAACACAGGGAGAACCUUCGAAAACAGACUAUGAUGUUGAGAUUCACAACAACUUCAGGAAGAUACAAGAGCGAGGUAGACUCACUUGAGGAGGCAUUCAUAGAUACAAUGAUUGUUGCUCCAAUACGUGACCCUGGGUUGGUAGAAAAUGAACUAAAUUCCAGAGGGAAAGAACGUGAAAAGGUGCAAAGAGAAAGUAUCAAGAAUAUGCAUCAAGUUCGGGUUGAUCAGUUGCUGAGAAGUGGCUCUGAAAGAGACAAGUUCGGAACAACUGUUGUGUUUGGAGCUGCAGGAAUUGGAAAGAGCACUUUGGUACAGAAAAUAAUCCAUGAUUGGGCUGCAGGGAGAAUGUAUCAAGAGUUUAAAUUUGUGUUUCAAUUAAAUAUACCAGCAUUAAACUUAAUAAAAGUUAAGACAAAUUUAAAUACCCUCAUCUUGAAUUCCUACCCUUACCUCGUAAAAUCAUUGAAAAAUGCAUGGGAAGACCCUGGAAGCAUAUUGUUCAUAUUCGAUGAUAUAGACCAGUUUGACAGUGGCAUGGAUCUUACCGAUUUGGACAGAUGCAAAAACCCACAAAAUCAAUGUUUCGAUGCUGAAUCCCUACAUUGUGUUUCCGAUAUUGUGCGCUGCCUAAUCGAGGGAUAUUUGCUGCAUGGUUGCUCAGUGCUGGUCACAAGCCGGCCUUGGAAAAUGGGGAAUUUAACAAAGACAAAAAUAAAUCUAAGAGGAGAAAUCCUGGGGUUCACCUCAGAGAGUAUAAAACAAUAUUUUCGCCGACAUUUUGGAGAUGAACAGUUAGCCACGGAUGUAAUGGAAUCGAUUCAGUGGAAUGAGACAUUGUACACCAUGUGCUAUAACCCUCUGUACUGCUCCGUUCUCUCCUCCUUAUUAGAGACAGGCCUGGGAGAACGAGAAGAAGACGGGCCACUGUUGAUCCCAACCAACACAGAUGUGUUUUCUGCCUAUGUAACAAAACUGUUAGCAAGAUGUGGUUAUGGUGAGGGUACUGCUCGUGCUGCAAUGUUAAAACUAGGCGAGUUGGCCUGGAAAGGAAUUUGCAAAAAAGCUGCUGUGUUUGAUUCAGACCAGUUCAAUCAACAAGAGCUUGAGGCUUCCAAUCUCAUCUCUUCCUUUAUCAUGGAGAUUGGAGAUUCAUGCAAUGUUACAUAUGCCUUCAGUCACUCUGUUUUGCAGGACUUCAUUGCUGCACUUGGCAAAAGUCUGGCUACGCCAGAAAAAUGUCUGGUCCAAUUGCUUUAUGAAGGGUUCACCUGCAGUGACAACCGAUUCGAGAUAUUUUCACGUUUCCUCAUCGGCCUGCUAUCGCAGAAUUCGACCAGUCAGCUUGAUACGUUUUUGGGCAACUUCCCUCCUGAAGCAACUCACCUUGUGUCUGUUUGGCUCAAGGACAAUAUUAAAAAAUGUAUUAAAAAUACAGAAAACUUGCAAAGCCAAAGAGUCUUCUUACAUCUGAUGCACUGUUUUGUUGAAUUUCAAGACAAACAACUGACAAGUGGCACAUUCCUCCCACUGCAGUCAAUCACUUUCAACCAGCUUCGGCUGAAACCGUCUGAUUGCGCGGCACUCUCCAUCUCAUUUCUACACGUGGAACAGAUAGAAGAGCUGAAUCUCUCAGCUUGUGAAAUACAAGCUGAAGGUCUUUAUCAACUAGGGCCUGUGCUGCCCAAAUGUAAAAUACUCAGACUUAACAGGAACGACUUCGGAGUUUCUGAAAUUAAUUUGUUGUCUGCAGCUCUGAAGAAACAAAAUUGCAAAAUACAGAUGCUGGAGUUAAAAUCAAACAAACUCACAGAUGAUCGUGUGGAAGAUCUCAUCUCUGCACUCAGAGCAAAUGGUUCAUUGGUAGAGCUGGAUUUGAGUGAUGAUAAUCAGGAUGAGGUACUAACAAACAGACUGACUGAUAAAUGUAUCUCCUCAUUGUACCAUCUCUUCAAAUAUAAACGUAACCUCAAAGAAAUCAGAUUAAUGCACAAUCAUGGAAUUGCAGAAGAGCAUCAAAUUCUUUUGAGCCACUUGUCGACUGAUCAAGAUCAAAAUGCACCAAAGGAAAUUCUGCCCAGUGCUGAUACUGACAGAAAGGACUCAAUACACAAAUUGACUCAUGAUGAAAAUCCCUGUUUACAAGAAAAUCAACACCAUCAACACGAGUGUACAUCUGCAUUCACAUUCUUCAAGCAGUACAUCAACUAG
Messenger RNA from Stegostoma tigrinum, 2436 nucleotides. Its product is annotated as NACHT, LRR and PYD domains-containing protein 12-like. Bases 85 to 2436 code for a protein of 783 amino acids. The record is from RefSeq and is a predicted model, not a curated record. Lineage: Eukaryota; Metazoa; Chordata; Chondrichthyes; Orectolobiformes; Stegostomatidae. Gene Ontology annotation, cellular component: cytoplasm. The transcript has 8 exons.